Messenger RNA from Punica granatum (pomegranate), 840 nucleotides. Lineage: Eukaryota; Viridiplantae; Streptophyta; Magnoliopsida; Myrtales; Lythraceae. The record is from RefSeq and is a predicted model, not a curated record.
AAACUAAUUACCCCGAUGCGACAACUGGAUCCUACUCCCUCCAGACGACAAACGAGGAAUCGCUCUCUGCUGCUGUUUGUUAGUGUGACUACGUUUCCCAUUUACCACUCUCUCGCUGCUGCUGCUGCUGUCGCUUCGGACUCUCCGCCUCGCUUUUCCUUCCUCCGUGUAGACAUGUCGACUGUGAAAUUCUUGGCACCCUGCGUGCCUCAGCACGCUCUUGCAGAGAAAUCCCGAGCCUUCAUCAAGGGGCGCCCACUCUCCUCAGGCUCUGUGAGAAGCACCCCCAAGGCACUCAGGCUAAAAUCCUCCUCCUUCAGAGUCACAGCAAUGGCAGGAGUCUACAAGGUGAAGCUGAUCGGGCCUAACGGGGAGGAGAACGAGAUUGACGCCCCAGAGGAUCAAUACAUCCUUGACUCGGCCGAGAAUGCGGGUGUUGAGCUCCCCUACUCAUGCCGUGCUGGAGCAUGCUCGACCUGUGCAGGCCAGAUGGUGUCAGGUUGCGUGGACCAAUCAGACGGCUCAUUCCUCGACGACAAGCAGAUGGAGAAGGGCUAUGUCCUCACCUGUGUCUCAUACCCGAAGGCCGAUUGCGUGAUUCACACCCACAAGGAAGAGGAUCUCUACUAGGGCCACUAGUAUGCUUUUGCAGAAUUAGGGACUGUUAGAAGUAUCGGAAAAGUGUUCUUUGUUUGUGUGCUGUGUUUGUGUUCGGAUUGCUUAUCAAUCUAGGAACUAUAUAUUUAACAUUGGCGGUUUUUGCAUACAAUUGUAUUUGGGCGGCUCUCGUCUUUCCUUUGUCAUCUAGAGCUGAAAUGGAAGGACACGAAUUGGACCCAA